GCAGUAUACAAAAUGUCGGGAGGAGCGGAAAGGUUAAAAACAAAAAGGAAUUUGUCUCCAGGAAGCUCAAAAAUGGCAUGCCAGUUUCGUUGUCUGUGUCUCGAUAUAUAAGAAGUGGAGUAAGGGAUUCAAUCGACCAUCCUUCCUGCUCAGACUGUGGGGAGGGAUUCACUCGGUCAUUUGACCAACUGGCAAGACCAUCAUUUUACACAGGAGAAAGGCCGUUCACCUGCUGAGUGCGAAUGGAUUCACUCGGUUAUCACAAUUGAAGGUUCAUAAGCAGGUUCACACUGGUCAAGGACAUUCACCUGUUCUGUGUGUGAGAAAGGAUUCAGUCAGUCAUCCCACCUGUGGACACACCAGUUAGUUCACACCAGGCAGAGGCUGGUGAUCUGCUGAAUUUGUGGGGAAGGAUUCACUCGGUCAUCAGACCUAAUGGCUCAGCAGCGAGUUCACACUGGAGAGAGGCUGUUCACUUGCUCAGUCUGUGGGAAGGGAUUCACUCGGUCAUCUCACCUACUGGUACAUCAGCGAGUUCAUACUGGGGAAAGGCCGUUUAUCUGCUCAGUCUGUGGGAAGGGAUUCACUCAGUCUGCCAACCUCCAUAGUCAUGAGCGAGUUCACACUGGGGAGAAGCCAUUUACCUGCCUAGAAUGUGGGAAGAGAUUCACUCAUGCUUCUACCCUGCAGACUCAUCAGCGAUUUCACACAGGGGAGAAGCCGUUCACUUGCUCAGUCUGUGAGAAGAGAUUCACUCAGUCAUCUGACCUACUGUGUCACCAGCGAAUUCACACUGGAGAGAAGCCACUCACCUGCUCAGAAUGUGGGAAGGAAUUCACUCGGUCAUUUGACCUAAUGGCUCACCAACAAGAUCACUCUGUGGAGCGCCCAUACACCUGCUCGAACUGUGGGAAGGGAUUCAAUUUGUCAUCUAAGCUACUGAUACAUCCUCAUGUUCACAGUGGGGAGCCGUUCACCUGCUCAGUCUCCGGUAUGAGAUUCACUGAUUCAUCCACCCUACAGCGUCACCAACGAGUUCACACUGGGGAGUGGCUGCUCACCUGCUCAGUCUGUGGGAAGGGAUUCACUAGGUCAUCCCGCCUACUGGUACAUCAGCGAGUUCAUACUGGGGAGAGGCAAUUCACCUGUUCAGACUGUGGGAAGGGAUUCACUCAGUCAUUCAAUCUGCAGAGUCAUCAACGAGUUCACACUGGGGAGAAGCCAUUCACCUGCUCAGAAUGUGGGAAGGGAUUCACUCGGUCAUUUGACCUAAUGGCUCACCAACGAGUUCACACUGGUGAGCGGCCAUUCACCUGCUCAGUCUGUGGGAAGGGAUUCACUCAGUCAUCCAACCUGCAGAGUCAUCAGCGAGUUCACACUGGGGAGAAGCCGUUCACCUGCUCAGAAUGUGGGAAGGGCUUCUCUCAUUUAUCCAACCUACAGAGACAUCAGCGAGUUCACACUGAGGAGAAGCUGAUCACCUGCUCAGUCUGUGAGAAGGGAUUCACUUGCUCAUCUACACUGAAGGUACAUCUGUGAGUUCACACUGGGGAGAAGCCGUUCACCUGCUAAGAAUGUGGGAAAGGAUUCACUCAGUCAUCCCAACUACUGGCACAACAGUCCAUUCACACUAGGGAGUGGCCGUUGUUAUGAAUCCCUGGGUUUCUUUUGCUGUGGACUGUCACUUUAAGAGAGAGAUAGAUUACGAAGAUGAAUCAGAAUGACUUGCAGCUUGUUUAGUUUUAACCAAGGACACAGACAUUCAUAGUCAGAUGGAGGUGAAGGAGGAAAAAUGGAAGGAUCGAAACAAAGUAAGUAAUGGCCAAGGGUCACUGUUUAGAACUUUCCUAUGCCCACAAUGGUGAGUUAAUUAUCGAUUCACUGUACAUCGAUUGUGUGGUUGGCACCUUGUUUGAUCCAUAGGAGUGGAUCUGAUUUGGGGUAUACUGUGAAGACCACUGAUGUGUUAACCAUUGUCUGGCUGUGGUGUGGUAAUUAACUUGAAGACAAUACCCCUUGUGACAAGUCAUUUUUGUGAUAAUUCAUAUGUGAGUUUGAAAUGACGACAGGUAAAAUCUACAGCAACUGCUCUCUCGUUUUACCACCAUGGAGCAUGUGGAAUUCGACAUAAUUGCCUUCUCUUGACAUUUAGCCUGGAUUACAAAUACCUCUCACUCAUCACCUGUUCCGUGAAUGAACUGAAGUUUCAUACUUUGCCAUCUCAAUACUCCAAGAAUUGUUUCCCGGAGCUCCAUAGUUUGAGAGUUUUAUUUAUUCACAUAUAUACACAUAA
Molecule: messenger RNA, 2293 nt
Organism: Hypanus sabinus (Atlantic stingray)
Lineage: Eukaryota; Metazoa; Chordata; Chondrichthyes; Myliobatiformes; Dasyatidae
Product: zinc finger protein 239-like
Exons: 2
Coding region: 436-1539 (367 amino acids)
Biological process (GO): regulation of transcription by RNA polymerase II
Molecular function (GO): RNA polymerase II cis-regulatory region sequence-specific DNA binding; DNA-binding transcription factor activity, RNA polymerase II-specific
Source: RefSeq, a predicted model, not a curated record